This is a messenger RNA of Staurois parvus, 440 nucleotides long. NCBI's taxonomy places the organism in Eukaryota, Metazoa, Chordata, Amphibia, Anura, Ranidae. The record is from the annotation of a GenBank genome assembly.
CUGCGCGCCCCAGGGGGCGCGCACCCGGCGAUCUCCGUGAUCGCUAGCGGGGAUCGGCAUCGAUCAUCAGGGCACUGAUGAUCAGUGCCCUGAUGAUCAGUGCCCAGCAGUGCCACCCGCAAGUUCCGCCCCACCUGUGCCCAGCAGUGCGCCCACUAGCUCCGCCCAGCAGUGCACCCACCUGUGCCCAGCAGUGCAUCCACCUGUGCCACUCUGCAGUGUCACACACCUGUGCCCAGAAGUGCCACCUACCUGUGCCCAGCAGUGCCACCCACCUGUGCCCACCCACCUGUGUCCACCAGUGCCACCCACCUGUGCCCACCCACCAGUGCUGCCCACCAGUGCCACCCACCAGUGCAGCCCAGCAGUGCUGCCAGUCAGUGCCACCAGUCAGUGCCCAGGGGUUGUGCCAGUCAGUGCCGCCAGUCCGUGCCCAGCAG